Penicillium samsonianum is the source of this 1665-nucleotide messenger RNA. Its product is annotated as putative C6 transcription factor. Gene Ontology annotation, molecular function: DNA binding; zinc ion binding. The record is from RefSeq and is a predicted model, not a curated record. Gene Ontology annotation, biological process: DNA-templated transcription. The transcript has 4 exons. The coding region runs from base 1 to 1665 and encodes 554 amino acids. Lineage: Eukaryota; Fungi; Ascomycota; Eurotiomycetes; Eurotiales; Aspergillaceae.
AUGAGUGAUCAAGUCUCCGUGCCUGGAGAGACGCCUCAAUCUUUCGAAGCCAACACAACGGCUAGCAACUCCCCAAGUAACAUUCAGCGUCCAGACUCAUCAUCAGUGCGAGUUCACUUUGCGGGUAAAGAGUUGGGUGUCAUCAGUUUACUCACGGGCACGCCAUUCCUCUUUCCCGAGGGACAGGAAUGGAUCAAAGCUCGCACCGGACAGCACGUUGCAAUUGACAAACUUAGUCCAGCGCGAGCACCUUGGGAUAAAGAGCGCGGCCAAACCUUCAACACUGUUUUGAUGAACAUGAACAUGAACACGAACAAUCCCUAUGAACUUCCCGACUGGAGAACAACGCAGGUGUACUUCCAGGCAUAUAAGAACUCCAAGGUGAUGCGGCGCAUCUUUCCUAUUAUAGACCCGGAGCUUUUUGAGGAUACCAUCAACACAGCUUACAGUCAAUCGCCAUCUACCUUAAUAUAUGGCCAAGCUAGCGCCAGAGUUUGUGUCAUUGCAUUCCUUACAUUUGUUUCUCGCCUCCCCGAUGUCAAGAACUUUGUCAGCACGACUACGACGGAUCCAAUCGAUCAUGAUCUACUUGCCACCAAGGCACAGUUCUUUAUACCGCAAGUAUUACAAGAGUCUGCCAGUCUAGACGCAGCGCAGGCUAUUACAAUAUUGACUCUCUUCGAGCUAUCUUCGGGGAAUAUGCGGGCAACAAACUACUAUGGGGCGGUUGCUGCGCGACUCAUUUUCAUGCUUGGUGGCAAUCUUUUUAGCGGUCAGGCCAACUCGACAGAUAACCGCAGCCAGCAAAAGCAUUCACAACUACGGAAUCUAUUCUGGAUUUGCUAUACCGUUGAUAAAGACCUUGCACUGCGCACGGGUCAGCCACCUAUUAUCACUGACGAAAAUUGUGAUCUGACACUUCCGCCGGGCUAUCUCGAUCGAGCAUUCUUGGACGUGGAAGACGAGGAAGCCCCAUGGUACGGUCCAGUAUUUCCAUUUGACUUGCGCCUAAGUAUCAUCAAAGCCCGAGCGCAUCGAGAGCUAUAUUCAGUCAGCUGCCUCCAAAAAUCAGACGCCGAGCUGCUCAAGUCAAUCCGAGAACUCGAUGACGCGCUAGAAGAAUGGCGGCUGUCAGUCCCUCCUAAAUGGCGUCCAACCAUGUCAUUUUCUUCCGAGACUUCAGAUCCGAAUAUGGGUAUGCACACCGUCAUGCUGCGUCUGAACUAUCACCUAUGCAUGACCAUCAUCCAUCAAGCGAGUGGAAGAUGCAAGGCGUGGAUGCAAGGACAAAGUGGCAUGAUGGAUGGGGUGAGUUCAAGUAUGGCACUUUCAGUAGAAGCCAGUCGAUCAAGUCUAUGUUACCUCGAGGCGGCAGAGCAUGUGGUAGUCGACGGGAUCUUUUGGACUCUAAUCUUCUAUCCCAUGUCCGCGCUGCUCACCAUCUUCUGCAGCAUUCUUCAGAACCCAUUGGACCCACAUUCGCGUGAAGACUUGGGCCGAUUGAAUGUCGCCACAGUUAUGAUUGAGCGUCUCUUCUCACGGAAACUGCCUGCAAAUGAGCUUGUGCACUUCAAAUUGGUCGCCGAUUUCAUUGUGGAAUUGAAGCGAUUGGCCGAGUGUGCCAUUGACAAGGCCUGGGCGGAGCAGCGCGCCGCCUCUCAUUGA